Messenger RNA from Xiphophorus maculatus (southern platyfish), 1180 nucleotides. It is a transcript of the gene chlsn, whose product is annotated as chromosome 10 C7orf50 homolog. The coding region runs from base 87 to 761 and encodes 224 amino acids. Lineage: Eukaryota; Metazoa; Chordata; Actinopteri; Cyprinodontiformes; Poeciliidae. The transcript has 6 exons. The record is from RefSeq and is a predicted model, not a curated record.
UCAAGCUGCUCUGGUUCGCUUCCUGGAUUCGAAGUGCACGUUUUCUACUCGCCGCUUUUUGAUUCUCCUCCAGAAACAACGAGCUGAUGGCAAAGGACAAGUCUUUGAAAAAAAAUCCCCCCAAGGGAAAGAAAUCCAGCUUUAAUGAGGGAGAAGAAGCCAUGGAAACUCAAACCAAGAAGAAGAGAAAACACGUGGAAGUAGAGGACUCCCCAGUUCAGAUUCCAGAUGAGAAAACGAGCAAAAAGGACAAAAAACUCAAGAAGAAGAAGAAGAAGGCAACAAGAGAAGCUGACUUGGAUCGAGUUGAGCUUCCUGAGGAAGACGAGGAUCCCGAAGGACCUUUGACCCCUGAAGAGAAACGGGUUCUGGAAAGGAAGCUGAAGAAGAUCCGGAAAAAGGAGGAGAAGAAGAAGCUGAAGGAAUCCGGACCGGCUGACCCAAAAACCGCAGAACCUGGACCGAGCGCAUCCAAGCAGGCCUUGGACUACCUCACAUGCUGGGCGGAAAGCCGUUCAGCCUGGAAGUUUCAGAAGAUCCGACAGACCUGGUUACUGCAGCACAUGUACGACUCCGAGAAGGUUCCAGACGAUACAUUUGUGGUUCUGCUUCAGUAUCUGGAGGGAAUGUUUGGACGAGCGAAGGAAACGACGGUCCAGAAGGCCUUGGCGCUGGUGGAGGAAUCCGGGAAGGCGCCGCAGGACGCGUCUGUCCAGCAGAGGGCGCAGCGGGCCAGAGAAGUCAUCCAGCUCCUCUCCUGACCCUGAGGGACUCCUGCACUGAAAUGAGCCAGGAAGAGGCAGAACCGAGGCGCGCAGCUCCCUGUAAAUAACAUCCAACAUGAUUUUCUGUGCUACUAAAACCUAAAAACAGAAACUCUUCCUCAUGUUUGCAACAUUUUGAAUCUCAAACUAUUUUCCAAAAAACUGAUUUGAGUCUUCUGGACGUUGUUUUCACAAUGAGGCGGACAAUGAAAAGCUGGAAAAUCAGGAAUAUUUAUGGUUGGGAUGCGUUGGGACACUUCGGACCUGUAAACAAGUCCCACUGAUGCGACGCUGUAAAACUCACUGCGUUAUUUUAACUCACCCGAACUAUAACAAGCUGCUUCAACAGCCUUUUUAUAUACGACAUGUCAUCUGUUCUGAUCAGAAACUUACAUACACUGAAGACAGGAAAAAAA